AUGUCCUGUCUACGUUCAAUCGAUCUCUUCCGAGGAUGGCCUGCACCAGAACUUGUCCCCGUCGAUUCCUUUAAGGAAGCUGCCGUGCAGGCUUUGUCUGACAUAACCGUCUCGAAUGAUGGCUUUGGUUACGGACCAGAUGAAGGAUAUAUGCCGCUGAGGGAAAAAAUCGCACGCUGGUUGACCCAGUUCUACAAUCUACGGGAAGCUAUCACGUCCAAUCGAAUUUGUAUUACAGGGGGAGCCAGCCAAAACUUAUCCCGCAUUCUGGAAGUCUUUAGUGAUCCUCUUCAAACGAAGAUGAUAUGGCUUGCUGAGCCUACGUAUCAUUUGGUCUUCCAAAUAUUUGAAGAUGCUGGAUUCUACGGGCGUAUGAAAGCCAUUCCAGAAGACGAAUUUGGAAUGGAUGUUUGCGCACUCGAACGAGUUCUAGCAGAGCUUCCGAGUGCCGAUGAUAACGUGGGCUCUGAUGAUGGCCGUACGAGGAAACCAUGCAAGUCGCCCCGGAAGAUUUAUCAACAUAUGAUUUACUGCGUCCCCAGUUUUUCUAACCCAUCCGGGACAACAAUGACAAUUUCUCGACGCGAGUCACUGGUCAGGAUUGCUCGCAAACUUGACGCCCUUAUCAUCUGUGAUGAUGUCUACGACUUUCUCGCCUUCAGUGAGACUGCGGGAUCAUCAAAGCCGGUCGGUGCCCCUUUACCGCGUCUAGUCGAUAUAGACCGUCAUCUCGACGGGGGGCCUCUAGACUCAUUCGGUAAUGUAGUGAGCAACGGAUCAUUCAGCAAGCUUCUGGCCCCCGGUUGUCGGGUUGGAUGGGCCGAAGCGACCGAAUCUUUUGUCUAUGCACUUUCCCAGGCUGGCCAAACCAAGUCCGGAGGUGCCCCCUCACACCUGAUGUCGACCUUUGUCAACGAGCUCCUGAAGUCAAAUUCGCUACAGCAGCAUAUUUCGACGAAGCUGGUCCCCCGAGGCCGUCAGCGGUUUUCGUGCAUGAUUUCUUCUAUAAGGGAGCGCUUGGUGCCUCUCGGUGUGACAUUUAUGCCCGAUCCUGAACGCACUGAUCUGGUUGGCGGCUACUAUGUUUGGUUGAAGCUACCUAUCACUCUUCAUGCCGAUCGAGUUUGUCAAGAAGCUCUGGAAAGGCAGAAUCUUCUGUUGGGUAAUGGAAGCUUGUUUGCUGUUCCUGGGAGAGACUCUUCAGGCGUGGAUUUACAUCGAAGCUUGAGACUUUGCUUUAUGUGGGAGGAUGAAGAGCAUUUGGUUGAGGGUGUAAGUAGGUUGGCCAUUGUCAUUGAGAACCUUUUGACGAGCUAG
This is a messenger RNA of Penicillium oxalicum, 1317 nucleotides long. Its product is annotated as aminotransferase-like domain-containing protein. NCBI's taxonomy places the organism in Eukaryota, Fungi, Ascomycota, Eurotiomycetes, Eurotiales, Aspergillaceae. Bases 1 to 1317 code for a protein of 438 amino acids. The transcript has 3 exons. Gene Ontology annotation, molecular function: L-2-aminoadipate:2-oxoglutarate transaminase activity; pyridoxal phosphate binding. Gene Ontology annotation, biological process: biosynthetic process. The record is from RefSeq and is a predicted model, not a curated record.